GGCUACACCUCGUUCUGGAAUGACUGCAUUUCAUCGGGUUUGCGAGGGUGCAUGCUGAUCGAACUGGCUCUGCGAGGACGCCUUCAGCUGGAGGCCUGUGGCAUGAGGAGGAAAGGUCUGCUGGCCAGAAAGGUGAUUUGUAAGUCAGAUGCUCCGACAGGUGAUGUGCUCCUGGAUGAAGCCCUAAAACACAUCAAAGACACACAACCACCAGAGACCGUGCAGAGCUGGAUUGAACUUCUCAGUGGAGAGACGUGGAACCCCCUCAAGCUUCACUAUCAACUACGGAACGUGCGUGAACGGCUGGCGAAAAACUUGGUGGAAAAAGGUGUCCUCACUACUGAGAAGCAGAACUUCCUGCUUUUUGAUAUGACCACACAUCCUCUGACCAACAACAACAUCAAGCAGCGCCUCAUCAAGAAGGUCCAGGAGGCUGUACUGGACAAGUGGGUAAAUGACCCCCAUCGAAUGGAAAAGCGUCUGCUUGCACUCAUCUUCUUAGCCCAUUCCUCUGACGUCCUGGAAAAUGCAUUUGCCCCGCUGCUAGACGACCAAUACGACCUGGCCAUGAAGAGAGUGCGGCAGCUGCUGGAACUAGAGCCUGAGGGGGAGAGCAUGAAGGCCAACACCAACGAGCUGCUAUGGGCUGUAGUGGCCGCUUUCACUAAAUGAGGCUCCCUCAAAGAGGACGAAAAGCAGUUGUGGCAUUCAAGUGGCAUUGUUCGUUGAGGUAGUGACCCCAACAUGGUGACUUGACUGAAUUUAGCCCUGCCUGGACCUUUGGAAUGGGCUCCCCUAAUUUUCUUUUCCUUCCAGAUACAUGUCCUCGUUGAUCCUUCAUGGUCCCGUUUCCCCCCAUGUGUCAUUUAUGUGUUCACUUUUGCUAAAAAUAAUAAUCUCAUGGAGCUUUGAAUGAAGUGGCUGGUGAUGAUAUGGGUGAGGCUGGAUUCAUAUCCUUUCUUUUCUAUUGGGCAUAUCUUUGAAACCGUUUCUUAGGGUACAGUAUGUAUGGCACCGGUUACUCAAGGUUACCAUCCUGACACACCUGAUAAUGAUAAUAUAAAAAGAACAGGUCAGUGAUACUGUACAGGAAUGAAAACUUAUGCCUUUAAAUGAAUAUCUUCUAACAAAGGUUUAUGGAUAUGAUGCAGUUGGUGUUACAGCAUUCUUUAAAUUUCAUAUCCAGUACUGGAGUAAGUAAUGUGGUCAGGGUCUACUACCUAGUACUGUCAACAUUAAGCACUCAUUUCCCAAGUUGAUCCACCUCAUUUAUCCGUUAUAUACACCUGCUUGUCCAGUGAAGGGACACGGGGCUGUCCCAGCUCACGCUGGCCAGGGGGAGGUGUACACCCUGGACAUGUCGCCAGUAUUUAACUGUGCUAACACAUUGAGAUAGACAAUCUGUCUUACAAGGCAAUUUAGAGUUUCCAGUUCACCUGACCCGCAUUUUUUUUGGACUGUGGGAAAAAAUAAUGACAGGUUCCAGCUGCCAGCUGGAUUCAAUCUGAGGAUUUUUUCACUGUGAAGCGACAGUGCUACCCACUGUGACGCCUGGCAGUCUAUCCCAUCUGGUCUAAAGUUGUGUGGAAGAUCAUUAAUUUGUCAACAGGACAAUAAGCAUGGAAGUUAAAUACAGUCCUUAGAAGAUAGAGAGCUGACCUGUAUGACAUCCCUUAUCAGUUACUUUGACCUUAGCCCCUUUAAAUAUUUUGGGAAAGACUUCAAAUGAAAAGCUAGAACCUGAUGAACAUCAUUAGACAGACUUGUUUAGGCUGAUGCUAGAAUAAUACAAAUUCCAAAGUUCUGCUAACAGGUGCAGAAUGGAUGGGGCUGAAACCCAAGGUAUGAUGAUGGAAGGAAAAAUAAAUAUAUCGCACAUUAUCUGAAAUAAAUAAGCAAAAACAGCUUAUACUGUUUUGAAUAUCCUCGGGCAAGUAAUUCUUUAUUUUUGUGGACUGGGGUUAUCUCAUCUGUCUAAUAUAAACCAGGUUAGAUUCAGGAUUCCACUCUGUAAUAUCUGAAUGGUAACCAUUAUCUUAGUCUGGAGUCCAAUGUAACCAUGUUUCAUGUUUGCUUGUAUCUCCUCAAUAACACAAUUGGCUCUACAGAUGUGUAAUGGAUGGAAUUUGCAGUGGUCAGAAAUGAUGCUGGCUGGGGUAACGCAACUCUUUGCAAUGAGUGGCUGUUGAGGAUCAAACUAAGAUAUUUUAGUGGCUGGCACAAACUCAGGAAUGCAGACCCAGUCAAUGUCAGCUACCUUUUUGUUAACAAAAUUCAAAUAGUUUUCACUUUUCUGUGAAUUUAAAAUGUAAUGAAAAAUGAGGUAAUCCUCAGGGCUUAAUGCAGGAUGAAUGCAUUUAUGAUAUGAUCUCAGCUUUUGAGUUUGUGUAUGCCACCUGGGCUCUAUUUGGAAAAAAUAAAACCCCUUCAAGACAUUUAGUGAAA
Morone saxatilis (striped sea-bass) is the source of this 2445-nucleotide messenger RNA. It is a transcript of the gene golph3, whose product is annotated as golgi phosphoprotein 3. The record is from RefSeq and is a predicted model, not a curated record. Lineage: Eukaryota; Metazoa; Chordata; Actinopteri; Moronidae. Gene Ontology annotation, cellular component: trans-Golgi network; Golgi cisterna; cytosol. Gene Ontology annotation, molecular function: phosphatidylinositol-4-phosphate binding. Gene Ontology annotation, biological process: retrograde vesicle-mediated transport, Golgi to endoplasmic reticulum; Golgi vesicle budding; Golgi organization.